AUGCCAUCCAGUGGGAGCCUCGACACCAGCAGCCCUACUCCGAACCGUGAAGCACUUGACACGCACAAGGGGGAAGAGGAGCCUGAGGAGAACCAGAGCAAGGAGGAGAAGCAGGAGCCAGGGACGCCCAUGAGGAAAGCCGGGCGGCCUGGGCGGAAGCGCAAGCAUGCCCAGCAGGUGGAAAGCAGUGACACCCCCAAAGACAUUGCAGCCAUCCCCAAGUGCCCCCCACCCUGCCCAGAGGCCAGCCCUGCUGAGGCACUGCCCAAUGGUGACGUGGAAGGCGACAGUGCCCAGUGGAAGGGCGCAGAGGAAGGUGGCAAGAGCCCCAAGGGUGGUCGCCCCGAGGAGGACGAGACGGAGAGCCUGCCCGACGGCGAGACGGGCCGGACGCUGGAGAAUGGCCGCUGCACCCCCAAGGAGGGCAUGGACGCCCCAGCCGAUGAGGGUGAGCUGGCCCCUUCCGAUCCCCAGAAGAAACGUGGGAGGAGGAAACUCCUGGAAGCCGCAGAGAAAAGCAAGGAAGAAAAGGAAGAAAACAACUUUGACACCCUGAAAAUGGAGGGCUCCCGUGGGCGGCUGCGUGGGGGGCUGGGCUGGGAGUCGAGCCUGCGGCAGCGGCCCAUGCAGCGCCACACCUUCCAGGCUGGGGACCCCUACUACAUCAGCAAGAGGAAACGGGACGAGUGGCUGGCACGCUGGAAGAGGGAGGCGGAGAAGAAGGCAAAGGUGAUUGCCGUGAUGAACGUGGAGGAGACACAGCGGACCGAGCCCCAAAAGGAGGAGGAGGCCAGCCCCCCUGCAUCACAGCAGCCUACUGACCCUGCCUCGCCCAAUGUGGCCACCACACCUGAGCCAGUGGUGGCCGACGCUGUUGACAAGAACGCCUCCAAGUCAGCUGAUGAUGAGCCUGAGUACGAGGAUGGCCGGGGCUUCGGCAUUGGCGAGCUGGUGUGGGGCAAGCUGCGUGGCUUCUCCUGGUGGCCCGGACGCAUUGUUUCCUGGUGGAUGACAGGCCGGAGCCGGGCAGCUGAGGGCACUCGUUGGGUGAUGUGGUUUGGGGACGGCAAGUUCUCGGUGGUUUGUGUAGAGAAGCUGCUGCCGCUUAGCUCCUUUGCCAGCGCCUUCCAUCAGGCCACCUACAACAAGCAACCCAUGUACCGCAAAGCCAUCUACGAGGUGCUACAGGUGGCCAGUAGCAGAGCAGGGAAGAUUUUCCCAGCAUGCCCUGAGAACGAUGAGACUGACACCUCCAAGGUAGUGGAGAUCCAAAACAAGCAGAUGAUCGAGUGGGCCCUGGGUGGUUUCCAGCCCUCAGGACCCAAGGGCCUGGAGCCCCCUGAAGAGGAGCGAAACCCCUACAAAGAAGUUUACACAGAGAUGUGGGUAGAGCCAGAAGCAGCUGCCUACGCACCACCCCCACCCGCCAAAAAACCCAGGAAAAGCACAACAGAGAAGCCCAAGGUCAAGGAGAUCAUUGAUGAGCGCACCCGAGAGCGACUUGUUUAUGAGGUCCGGCAGAAGUGCAGAAACAUUGAAGACAUCUGCAUCUCUUGUGGGAGCCUCAACGUGACCCUGGAGCACCCUCUAUUUAUUGGAGGAAUGUGCCAAAACUGCAAGAAUUGCUUCCUGGAGUGUGCAUACCAGUACGACGACGACGGCUACCAGUCCUACUGCACCAUCUGCUGCGGGGGCCGCGAGGUGCUCAUGUGUGGCAACAACAACUGCUGCAGGUGCUUUUGCGUGGAGUGUGUGGACCUGCUGGUGGGCCCAGGGGCAGCCCAAGCUGCCAUCAAGGAGGACCCCUGGAACUGCUACAUGUGUGGCCAUAAGGGGGUCUAUGGACUGCUGCGGCGGCGGGAGGACUGGCCCUCACGCCUCCAGAUGUUCUUCGCCAACAACCACGACCAGGAGUUUGACCCACCGAAGGUGUACCCACCGGUGCCAGCUGAGAAGAGGAAGCCUAUCCGAGUGCUCUCACUCUUUGAUGGCAUCGCCACAGGCUUACUGGUGCUGAAGGACCUGGGCAUCCAGGUGGACCGCUACAUCGCCUCUGAGGUGUGUGAGGACUCUAUCACUGUGGGCAUGGUGAGGCACCAGGGCAAGAUCAUGUACGUCGGGGACGUCCGAAAUGUUACCCAGAAACACAUACAAGAGUGGGGCCCCUUUGAUCUGGUGAUCGGGGGCAGCCCUUGCAAUGACCUCUCCAUCGUCAACCCAGCCAGGAAGGGGCUCUACGAGGGCACCGGGCGGCUCUUCUUUGAGUUUUACCGCCUGCUGCAUGAGGCCCGGCCCAAGGAGGGUGACGACCGGCCCUUCUUCUGGCUCUUUGAGAACGUGGUGGCCAUGGGGGUGAGCGACAAGAGGGACAUCUCCCGCUUCCUGGAGUCCAACCCUGUCAUGAUUGAUGCCAAAGAAGUGUCUGCAGCGCACAGGGCACGGUACUUUUGGGGGAACCUUCCUGGGAUGAACAGGCCACUUGCGUCCACAGUCAACGAUAAGCUGGAGCUGCAGGAGUGCCUGGAGCAUGGCAGGAUAGCAAAGUUCAGCAAGGUGCGAACCAUCACCACUCGCUCCAACUCCAUCAAGCAGGGCAAGGACCAGCAUUUCCCCGUCUUCAUGAAUGAGAAGGAGGACAUCCUGUGGUGCACAGAGAUGGAGAGGGUCUUUGGUUUCCCGGUGCAUUACACGGACGUGUCCAACAUGAGCCGCCUGGCCCGGCAGAGACUGCUCGGCAGAUCCUGGAGCGUGCCGGUGAUCCGCCACCUCUUUGCUCCCCUGAAGGAAUACUUUGCCUGCGUUUAA
Indicator indicator is the source of this 2805-nucleotide messenger RNA. RefSeq names its product DNA methyltransferase 3 alpha (gene DNMT3A). The coding region runs from base 1 to 2805 and encodes 934 amino acids. The record is from RefSeq and is a predicted model, not a curated record. The transcript is spliced from 23 exons. Gene Ontology annotation, cellular component: cytoplasm; nucleus. Gene Ontology annotation, biological process: negative regulation of DNA-templated transcription. Gene Ontology annotation, molecular function: DNA (cytosine-5-)-methyltransferase activity. Lineage: Eukaryota; Metazoa; Chordata; Aves; Piciformes; Indicatoridae.